UCGAAGGUUAUGAGAUUUUUUUAAUGAGAAGUGAACCGUCAGCAUGAAGUCAUUUGUAUGAUAAAUAAAUUUCAUUGCCUUAAUUCUGAUCAGGAGAUGGUGGUCAAUCCUAAAUGCUCAUGUCACUUGCGUAUUAUCUGCCGGAAGCAACGAUACAGCAUUAACGCUCAUUACCAAUGACCGUGACUUAAUUGUGAAUCGACAAUAAAUUUCAAGCGAUUGUUGAAACAAUGACAUCAGAUACUGACGCAUCGACUUUGUGUCUGCAAUCCAAGAAAUCGCGGACUCUCGCACAGUCUGAAGUAUUACAAAAUGAGAAAGACGAAGAUGCGGAGAUUGAAGAAAAAAAUUCAAACGUCAGUGGAUGGACUCUUCUGGUUAUUCUAGGAGGAGUCACGUGCUGUUUCGGAUCAGCACUGCCAGCAGGUUUUAAUAUCGGCGUUAUGAAUAAUCCGGCGAAGAUCAUGCAACAAUUUUGCAACACGAGCUUCCAAGAACGGUACGACGUCCACCUGGAUAAUACCGCAAUGAACAUAAUCUGGGGAGCAGUUGUUUCGAUAUUUCUGAUUGGUGGAGUGACAGGUUCUCUCAUAGCGAGUUGGAUAGCCGAUCGAUAUGGGAGACGAGGAGCUCUAGCAAUUGGAAAUAUAUGUGGAGUAAUUGGUGGUAUUUUAUUCCUCCUGGUCCCUACCUUUAAUUCGGUGGAGAUCUUAAUGCUAGGACGACUGAUUGUUGGACUCUCUGGUGGCAUUGCGACCAGUGUCUUACCCACAUACGUCACAGAGAUAGCACCCUUGAAGCAACGAGGAGCAAUGGGUGUCCUGUGCCAAUUAGGAAUCACUGUUGGUGUAUUUUUUGGUCAAGUUGCUGGUCUUCAGACUGUCCUUGGUACAGCAGACCAUUGGCAUCUCAUGCUCGCCUCAUUCGCUCCACUUUGUUUAAUAUCAUUAGUAAUAUUGAAAGUUCUUCCCGAAAGCCCUAAGUAUUUAUUCAUCAUUCGGGGACAAGAGGACAGAGCCAUUCAAGAGCUCGCUCGAUUGCGAAAUGUCAAUAUUGCUCUUCUACACAAAGAGAUACAUAAUCUCCGAGAAGAAGCUAGAAUACGCACAACGAUGGACACGUGGACAAUGGGCCGUGUGUUGACUGAUCCGUCCGUUAGACUCCCAUUGCUUCUAGUAUCUUCUUUGCAAUUGGGCCAGCAAUUGAGUGGAAUCAAUGCUGUUUUUUAUUACUCCAAUGUGAUAUUUAAAGCGUCCAGUCUUGAUGACACUGAGGCACAAUAUGCAACACUUGGUACAGGACUUAUAAAUAUUGGUAUGGCUGUGAUAUCUGUUUGGAUGAUGUCACGAUUUGGCAGGAGACAGCUCUUCCUUACCAGUUCAGCGUCCAGUGUGGCUUGUCUCAUAAUCCUCUGUAUUUCAUUAAAAAUGAUCCAUUCUGCUGCCUUCAUGCCAGGAUUGUGCACAAUUGCUGUUCUUGCAUACGUUUUAUUUUAUGGAAUCGGUCUGGGGCCGAUUCCCUAUUUCAUUGGAUCCGAGUUAUUUGAAGUUGGACCGAGACCUGCUGCCAUGUCACUAGGUAGUGUCUGCAAUUGGGGAGGUAAUUUUAUCGUGGGAAUGCUCUUUCCACCAUUAGAGAAUCUCAUGGGACCUCUGGUAUUUUUAUUAUUCGCUGCAUCCACUAUAUUAGUGGGACUAUUCGCCAGGCAAUAUCUGCCAGAAACCCGGGGUGUCGAUACGUCACUGACAGCUUCGGUUUUAUCCCGAGGAUUUAGUUCUCGAAGACAUGAUGUCGAAAGUUAAUGAAUAAAAAAAAUUCCAUCCAAUUUCUCAAACGCACAAAUAUCAUCAUACAGUGGAUGUGAAUUUUUUAUUUCUCUACGAAGCAAAUAGGCGAUUAUACAUUAUCUCUAAUUGUUCAUAAAA
Fopius arisanus is the source of this 1925-nucleotide messenger RNA. RefSeq names its product solute carrier family 2, facilitated glucose transporter member 1. The record is from RefSeq and is a predicted model, not a curated record. Gene Ontology annotation, biological process: monosaccharide transmembrane transport. Gene Ontology annotation, cellular component: membrane. The coding region runs from base 231 to 1802 and encodes 523 amino acids. Lineage: Eukaryota; Metazoa; Arthropoda; Insecta; Hymenoptera; Braconidae. The transcript has 9 exons. Gene Ontology annotation, molecular function: hexose transmembrane transporter activity.